Molecule: messenger RNA, 5860 nt
Organism: Vespa crabro (European hornet)
Lineage: Eukaryota; Metazoa; Arthropoda; Insecta; Hymenoptera; Vespidae
Gene: L
Product: zinc finger protein 423 homolog
Exons: 7
Coding region: 951-4919 (1322 amino acids)
Biological process (GO): regulation of transcription by RNA polymerase II
Cellular component (GO): nucleus
Molecular function (GO): RNA polymerase II transcription regulatory region sequence-specific DNA binding; DNA-binding transcription factor activity, RNA polymerase II-specific
Source: RefSeq, a predicted model, not a curated record
GAUAAUAGUCGCCGUUCUUCUUCGUGGCACGCGUUAGUGAUACUCGUCAGUGUGGCAUAUACCAGUCUCGUCGAAAAGAUCGUCUCGAAAGUUUUCCACAAAUCCUUGGGAGAUCGAUCGAUAUUAUAGGAUUUUCGAAACAUCGAAGAUUUCAAAUUUUGAAAAAAAGAAAGAAAAAUCUUCGAUAGAUCACAUUAUGAUCUAACUACUAAGUGUAAAUCUUAUUAAUUAUAUCGAAAGAAAUCAAUUGAAAAUGAUUAGAAGGAAAUAAGAGAUCGUUAUAGAUCCGAAUGAAUUAAUUCAAACGAGUUCAUCCUUUUGACCUUUCGUCAUAACAUGAUCUCGAUCUGUUAUGAUUUAGAGAAGUAAAAGUACAUAUUUCUAUUAGUAGCGGUUAAUACAUUUAUCUUUAGAAAUUGGAAGUGGAUUUGUAAAAACGAAUUUAUCAAGUGGCCGAAGGAAUUGAUAAAAGAUAUCACUGUGAAAAAUCAUGUAAAUGACUGUUUCCUAGAUCUCUGUAUAGUUUGAUGGAUCAAGAUUAACGUAAUAUAUCCUAUAUUGUGAAAUUGAAGUAGAAUUUUGAAACUUUGAGUGAUUCCUAUGCAAGGUUAGGAAAAGAAAAAAAAAGAGGAAAGUACUGUAUCGAACGAUACGUUGGACCUGAAAUAUAAACAUAUUUUUUUUUUUAUUUAUUAUCAUUUGGUAACAAAGACAAUACCGAUCUAAACGCAGACGUCUGUCAAUGCGUCUCUUUGUGUAAUACGAUCUUGUGAUGCGGAAGCUUCGAAUUUCCACGUGCUUUAGAAGCUCAUCUUCAUAGUGAUGACCUCUUAACUUUGUCCGGAUCAUAUCUUUCUUUCUCUUUUUAUCUCUCUGUUACCAAUUGGUAAACCUAUGUGGAAUAGUGAAUCGUGAUAAACGAUCGAACGAUCAAAUUUAAAACCCUCAAGAUGCUGUUCAAGGGCAAUAGUUCGAGGUUGGAAUUACUUAUUGGGAAGAUCCAGGCACAUAAGGAACCUUCGCAGGAGGAACCUCACAAAUCCAAAGAGGCUUUGGGUACUGGAAGUUCUUCUUGGCAUAGCGAAGAUGGCGGACCAACUUCUCGAAGAGGAGGAGAAACACCAUCUUCUUGUGCGACGCCAACUUCUGCGAGCUUUCCGUCAGAGCCAGAAAUCGACGGUGAAGUUGGAAUUGGUACCGACGGUAACAAUCCAACUGCUCCUUAUCCUUGCCAAUUCUGUGAUAGGACUUUCCCACGAUUGAGUUACCUCAAAAAACAUGAACAGAGCCAUGGUGAUCAAAUGCCGUACAGAUGUAGUUGGUGUUCGAGAUUGUUCAAGCAUAAGCGGAGCAGAGAUCGUCACGUGAAGCUGCACACGGGGGACAGGAGAUAUCGCUGUUCACAUUGUGAAGCAGCCUUUUCCAGGAGUGAUCAUUUGAAAAUACAUAUGAAAACUCACGAUACGCAAAAGCCGUACCAGUGUACGGCAUGUUCGAGGGGAUACAAUACGGCGGCAGCAUUGACUUCUCACAUGCAAUCGCAUAAGAAACAUCACCAAGGAACAAGUAACAAUAGUAACAAGCUUCAAGAUUCGGAUUAUGGUAGAAGGAGCGUCUCUUCUCACAGUACGUCCUCUCCACCUGUACCAAGUUCGCCUUCGCCUUCGUUAAACUUAAGUUUAAAUCCGAAAAAUACUUUGAAGGCACCACUAGGAACUUCUUGUAGUGCCUCGACAACGCCGAUACUAAAUUCCCCUUUGAAAUUAGCUUGCAUGUAUUGCACCAGAGAUUCGUUCAGUUGUAUGCAACAACUACAAAUGCAUGUCCACACGAUGCACCAAGCGAUUCUAAGCGGAGAAAAUCUUGUCGUAGCACCGUCUCCGAGUAGAACUACCGAUUCGGUCGUUGAUUGUUCUCGUGAUAAGCUAUUGGAUCGAUCCGAUGGCAUUUCGAAGGAUCAAGAGAAAAAGUACGAGGAAAGAUCGAUGGAAAAGGAUUAUAAAAAUACUUUUACUUGUUAUCAAUGUACUAUGAAAUUUUCGAGUUUAGCCACAUUGAGAGACCAUCUGAUUUCUAUACAUAGAACUGAUGCCUUUGGUACGUCCUUGAUAAUGUGCCCUCUAUGCGGUAUCCCAUGUAACUCUGCAGCAGCUUACGCCGAGCAUUACGUUCUUCAACAUUGCGAAAAUCGUCGAGUAGCUCCGCAAAAUCCUCAAGAAUACAUAGAUCCUAAAUUAAAUGGAGUCUACGAUACGAAAGGUAUGAGAUUACAAAAAAAUAGAGAACAACAACCUAUGUUAGAACCGGCUGAUCUCACAAGUAAACACAUUAAAUCGUGUGAAAGUAAUUACACGUCUAGUACGCUACUUUGCGGCCAAUGCGGUGCAGCUUUGAAGGAUUUCGAAUCUUUCCGGGAACAUCUUGCCAGACAUUUGCAAGCCGAUCAUCGAAACGAAGCUGCAAGAUAUCUCUGUCCAAAGUGUGAAACGAGUUUUCAAAAUAGAGAAGACAUGUUGGCACAUUUAACGAAACAUUAUUUGGGCCAAAUUAGUAAGGAAUAUGCUUGUUCCGCUUGUAAGAAGUUAUAUCCACAUCCUGAUCUACUUCAAAGGCACCUUUUGGAUAGUCAUGCUCAUCAUCUUUACAGAUGUGCACUCUGUAGAGACACCUUCGAUUCUAGAGUAGCGAUUCAAGUACAUUUUGCUGUUAAACAUAGCCAAGAAUGUAGAAUAUACAGGUGUAAUGCUUGUACGGCACCAAAUAAUGAAAAUUCACCUGGAAAUGCACCUGGCGAAGGUCGAAGUUUCUUCAGAAGCGAAAGCGAGAUGGCCAAUCAUGUUAGAAACAUUCAUGCGCCGCCGGCGAUGGCGAACAAUAGCCCGAUUGCCAGGAGUCCAGCUUCUACCCCAGGAAUGACUGUCAAUUCUGGACCUAGAUGUGUCUUUUGUGGUAUCUACUGUGGUUCUGAACUCGAAUUACAGCUUCAUUUGGCAAGCCAUUCUACUAGUCUUUAUAGAUGUCCUAUUUGUAGAGAAGGUUUUGCCGUUGAAUUCUUAUUGGACAGGCAUAUCACUCAAGUACAUCAUGCUGGCGAACAUCAAAUAAUAAAUGCACGAAAUAAUCCACGAGAAAAUGGACGGCUUCAUCGUCAUCCUAGGUCUCAAGAAGAGGUAAAAUCACAAAAGAGAGGACGUUCACCAGCCUCGAGCAACAACAAUUCUUUGAACCAACGUGACAAUAACAACAAAAGACCAAACUUCGGUGUAUCAGGAGGACAACAAUGUGAGCUAUGCGAGCGUGGUGAAUUCGCAAACGAAGCUGAACUACAAGCUCACAAAAAGUUAGCUCACGCAUCGUCAAAAGUUCCAAGCAAAAGUUCUUUAUCGAAUGUGAGCAUGACUUGUGCUUAUUGUGGGGAGGUCUGUCGAUCAAGAAAUGAAUUGGAAUCUCAUAUGAGAAUGCAACAUACCUCGAGCGAGCCUGGCGGCCGACAUAAGUGUAAUAUCUGUGACGAAGUCUGUCCUUCGGGCGCAAUUUUGGCUGAACAUAAGCUUCAGAAACAUUGCAAGAUUCAAUUAAGCGAUACUUGUGUCGUUUGUCGUGGAAAUUUAACGACCGAAGCGUUAUUCCUUGAGCACGUACAAAGACACAGCUUGGAAAAUGUGGAUCCGCAACAAAGACUGGACAAUUCUUUACCUCAUCUUCCAGCGCCAUGUGUUGUUUGCAGACAAACUCUUAUCAGCGAUCUGGAAUGUCGCCUUCACGCUCGACAUCAUCUUAGAACAUCCACUAGCUCUCCGAAUACGAGUUCUAGUCCAAGCCCUAAACAAAAGCCCCUCAAUCCAAAUUGUUGCCUUUGCUUACGAGAAUUCUCUACUGAAGACUUCGUCAAUCUUCCUCCUAAUCACUUUAGUGGAGGACAAUCUCUUAAAGUUUGCAAAUCUUGCUAUGUCAGAUAUUCUCAAGGUCUACCAAUUUUGAGUUCACCUUACGAGCAUGCUCGUAAUAUUAAUAAUAAGUGCGAACGUUCAUGGAUCAAGGAUAAAGAUCUUCAAUGGGAUGGCUCCGGAGAUAGAUGGGAUACGGAUCGUGGUUUUAAAAACGAAGAUCGUUCGAUCAACGAUCAAAAUGGCGAUCCUAAAUGUGAUAAUAAAAGAUGUCAAGAGUGUGGGGUAAAAUUUGAAGAUCCUGAAGAAGCAGAAAAACAUAAAAUUAUUGUACAUAAUAAAAUGCAUGAUGGUGGGUCCAGUACUUACACGUGCAUACAAUGUCAGAUAUCAUUUCCGAGCGAAACUAUGAUACAGCAGCAUGUAACAAAAGAACAUUUAGAAGCGUCAGGAAAAGGAGCCGUUGAUACUUUGAGAUGCCAUUUAUGUAUAUUCGAAGCAAAUAGCCCUCUCCAAUUGCAGAGUCAUUUAAUAGAGCAUACGUUUGCCGGAUGUGCUGCUCUCAAUUGUUACAUCUGUCAAGCUCUUUUCACUACGCCUAUUGCUCUUCAGAAUCAUAUGUUACAAGAACAUGGCUUAAAUGCACGACCUUACGAUUGUUCGAAGUGUACCUCAAAGUUCUUUUUCAAAGCUGAAUUAGAUCAUCAUGUAUUGAUGUUUCAUCGUAUCGAAGAAAAUUCUGCAUUGCCUGAAACGGUAAAAGAUAUGUUAGAAACAAAUAACCAAAUUAAUAAUAGUGAGGAUCGUAAGUUCGAUGAAAAUAUUACGAUAAAAGAAGAAUUAUUACAAGGAACCGAAGAGGAAGAAGAACAACAAGAAGGAGAAGAAGAGGAAGAAGAAGAGGAGGAAGAAGUUAAUGUAGAUGGACAAAUUGAACAAGAAAAGUUAGAUAAAGAAGAAUCAGAGCAAAAAAGGACAACUUUGAAAAUUGAAGUCAAUAAACAGAUAGAAUCUGAAAAGGAAGAAACGUGAUUCCUUAAAUUAGGAGAUAAAAUUUGUUGAAGACAUAAAAUGAUUAUGACAAAACAGGUUUUGUUUUUUUUUUGUUAUUUCUUUUUUUUUCUUUUUUUUUUCUUUUUUGAAAUUGCAUGCAUGUCGUUAUUUCGCUGAACCUAAUAAUAAAUAGGAAACAUUCCUUUUUCUCGAUAAUAUUUUACAUGUAUUUAAGACAAUCUAUUUACAAGAAAUAUACUGUUGCUAAAAGAUUGUAAUGUACGUUACAUAUCUUGUUAUUAUUAAAAUAAUCAUAUUAUACACAUAAACUUUAUAUAAUGAGAAAUUUAAUUUUGUUUUAAAAAUAUAAUAAUAUACUUUAGAAAUAUGUACUGAGAGAACUCAUCUUACCUAAGUCGUUAUGUUUAAUAUUAAUGUUAUAUGACAUAUAACAUAAGGCUUACACAAACUUUACAUUAUAUUUGGGAAUAUGUAAUUAUCUUUAUCGCGUUAAGUUUAAAAAUGCUCGUGUUAACAAUUGUAAAACACAUUAAUUGUUAUUAUUAAUGCUUCAUUAAAAUUUGUUUCUUGUUGCUUUCAUUCUGAUUUACAUACAGUUACUAAUUGUAUUAGAAUAAAAUACAAUGUGCAUAAAUUACCAAUAUACCCAACAGACACAUCAGCUGUAAUAUAAAUUACAUUUCAUUUUUCUCUGCUAAAAUUCUAUAGUAGAGGAAAAUUAUGUCAUAGUCUCUAUAUAUAAUAUGUAUAUAUAGAUAUAAUAUAUUACUGGCAAAAAUAUUAAGAAAGCUCUUUCAAUUAGUCAAUAACAUAAAUUAUAAAAUGAGUGGUAUUUACAAUUAAGAAAAUGCAAUAACCUGUCCAAUAAACUUAAGUUCAAUACUUAAACUCAAUAAGGUUAAUACUUAAGUUCAAUAAGGUAGAUCUAUUGCAAAAAUAAAUCAUUGUUUUCAAACUUA